Messenger RNA from Lynx canadensis (Canada lynx), 7831 nucleotides. It is a transcript of the gene MCC, whose product is annotated as MCC regulator of WNT signaling pathway. Gene Ontology annotation, cellular component: cytoplasm. The coding region runs from base 268 to 2757 and encodes 829 amino acids. The transcript is spliced from 17 exons. The record is from RefSeq and is a predicted model, not a curated record. Lineage: Eukaryota; Metazoa; Chordata; Mammalia; Carnivora; Felidae. Gene Ontology annotation, biological process: negative regulation of canonical Wnt signaling pathway.
GGCUCGGCCGCUGCAGCAGCUGCGAGCGCGCCACACCGCCGAGCCUCCUGCAGCAAUGGCUCGUCCGUGAAACGCCAGCCGGCUCUGUGCCUUCCAGGAGAGCUUGCAUCCUUCCUUGGGGCUUCCCCACUGUCUUGGUUGAAAAUGGCUGUCUAGACUAAAAUGUGCCAGAAGGGACCAAGCGGUGGCUAUCGAACCUGGUAAGCCCAACUCAGAAGCUCCGAGACCUGGAGGAGGAGGAGGAGCUCGGCUCUGAAAAGUGCAGUCAUGAAUUCUGGAGUUGCCAUGAAAUAUGGAAACGACUCCUCGGCGGAACUGAGUGAGCUCCACUUGGCAGCCCUGGCAUCACUCAAGGGAGAUAUAGUGGAGCUUAAUAAACGUCUGCAGCAAACAGAGCGGGAACGAGACCUUCUGGAAAAGAAAUUGGCCAAGGCACAGUGUGAACAGUCCCACCUCAUGAGAGAACAUGAGGACGUCCAGGAGCGAACAACGCUUCGGUACGAGGAACGCAUCACGGAACUCCACAGCAUCAUUGCUGAGCUCAAUAAGAAGAUAGACCGUUUGCAAGGCACCACCAUCAGGGAGGAAGAUGAAUACUCAGAACUGCGAUCAGAACUCAGCCAGAGUCAGCACGAGGUCAACGAAGACUCUCGAAGCAUGGACCAAGACCAGACCUCUGUCUCCAUCCCUGAAAACCAGUCCACCAUGGUCACCGCUGACAUGGAUAAUUGCAGUGACCUGAACUCGGAGCUGCAGAGGGUGCUGACGGGGCUGGAGAAUGUUGUCUGCUGCAGGAAGAAGAGCAGCUGUGGCCUUUCCGUGGCUGAAGUGGACAGGCACAUUGAGCAGCUCACCACGGCCAGCGAGCACUGUGACUUGGCCAUCAAGACAGUCGAGGAGAUUGAGGGGGUACUUGGCCGGGACCUGUAUCCCAACCUGGCUGAAGAGCGGUCUCGUUGGGAGAAGGAGUUGGCUGGGCUGAGGGAAGAGAAUGAAAGCCUGACUGCCAUGCUGUGCAGCAAAGAGGAGGAGCUGAACAGGACCAAGGCCACCAUGAACGCUAUCCGGGAGGAGCGGGACCGGCUCCGGAGGCGGGUUCGAGAGCUUCAAACGCGACUACAGAGCGUUCAGGCCACAGGGCCUGCCAGCCCUGGCCGCCUCACUUCCGCCAACCGCCCAGUUAACCCCAGCACCGGGGAGUUGAGCACGAGCAGCAGCAGCAACGACAUUCCAAUCGCCAAGAUUGCUGAGAGGGUGAAGCUAUCGAAGACCAGGUCCGAGUCUUCAUCAUCUGAUCGACCAGUCCUGGGAUCAGAAAUCAGUAGUAUAGGGGUAUCCAGCAGUGUGGCGGAACACCUGGCCCACUCUCUUCAGGACUGCUCCAACAUCCAGGAGAUCUUCCAAACACUCUACUCACAUGGAUCUGCCAUCUCAGAAAGCAAAAUUAGAGAGUUUGAGGUGGAAACAGAGCGGUUGAAUAGCCGCAUUGAACACCUCAAAUCCCAAAAUGACCUCCUGACCAUAACCCUGGAAGAAUGCAAGAGCAACGCUGAGCGCAUGAGUAUGCUGGUGGGGAAGUAUGAAUCCAACGCCACGGCGCUGAGGCUGGCCCUGCAGUACAGUGAGCAGUGCAUAGAAGCCUAUGAACUCCUCCUGGCACUGGCUGAGAGUGAGCAGAGCCUUAUCCUGGGGCAGUUCCGGGCAGCCGGCGUGGGGUCCUCUCCUGGAGACCAGUCAGGGGAUGACAACAUCACUCAGAUGCUCCAGCGCGCUCACGACUGCCGGAAGACAGCUGAGAAUGCUGCCAAGGCCCUGCUCAUGAAGCUGGACGGCAGCUGCGGGGGCGCUUUUGCCGUGGCCGGCUGCAGCGCUCAGCCCUGGGAGAGCCUGUCCUCCAACAGCCACACCAGCACAACCAGCUCCACAGCCAGUAGCUGCGACACGGAGUUCACUAAAGAAGAUGAGCAAAGGCUGAAGGAUUACAUCCAGCAGCUCAAGAAUGACAGGGCCGCAGUCAAGCUGACCAUGCUGGAGCUGGAGAGCAUCCACAUCGAUCCCCUCAGCUAUGAUGUUAAGCCCCGGGGGGACAGCCAGCGGCUGGAUCUGGAAAAUGCCGUGCUAAUGCAGGAACUGAUGGCCAUGAAGGAGGAGAUGGCCGAGCUGAAGGCCCAGCUCUACCUCCUGGAGAAGGAGAAGAAGGCGCUGGAGCUGAAGCUGAGCACGCGGGAGGCCCAGGAGCAGGCAUACCUGGUGCACAUCGAGCACCUGAAGUCCGAGGUGGAGGAGCAGAAGGAGCAGCGCAUGCGAUCCCUCAGUUCCACCAGCAGCGGUGGCAAAGACAAGCCCGGCAAGGAGUGUGCUGAUGCCGCCUCCCCAGCUCUGUCUCUGGCUGAACUGAGGACAUCAUGUAGCGACAGUGAUCUGGCUGCCGAGUUCGCCAGUGCCAUCCGUCGAGAAAAGAAGUUAAAGGCCAGAGUGCAAGAGCUGGUGAGCGCCUUGGAAAGACUCACCAAGAGCAGUGAAAUCCGACACCAGCAAUCAGCAGAGUUCGUGAAUGACCUAAAGCGAGCCAACAGCAACUUGGUGGCUGCCUAUGAGAAAGCAAAGAAGAAGCAUCAGAACAAACUGAAGAAGUUGGAGUCUCAGAUGAUGGCCAUGGUGGAGAGACACGAGACCCAAGUGAGGAUGCUCAAGCAAAGAAUAGCUCUGCUGGAGGAGGAGAACUCAAGGCCACACACCAAUGAAACUUCACUUUAAUCAGCACUUGGGCACCAAAGCUCCUUCCAUGGAAGCUAAACUCUAGCAGUUCACCGGGGACAGAAGCACCCUGGAGGCAGAGCACCUGGUGGGAGAGUGACAAAAAGGAAGGUUGGCAGGUAGGUCAGCACCUGCAUAGUGGAGUGCCAUGGACUCAUCAGCCCCAGGGGUGAGUGGUCUGGUGACACCGUGUAGACUAUCCAGAGGCUCCUGCCCCUACCCUUCCAGGCCCACGGACAGCCUGUAAAUACCUGCUCUGUGCGCCAUGCUCAGUAGGCCUUGCUUCUGCUCUCAGCCCCGGCAGUCACUCUCCCACCUGUUCUGGAGCUUGUGCAUUGGUGGUACCCUCGGCAUUUGUUUUACAAGACUGUCCAUUCUUUCCUUAUCUUUGACAUCCCAUUUCUCCUCUUUCUUCUUCAGGGAUAAAUGCUGACAACACAUGGGAGUGGGGAGGGGUUGUCUUCAGCCUCUAGAACUGAUUUGCUUAUUGCAACCAGGCCUUUGGUGUUCAAGUCCCACUACCAACCCCAAGACAGACGGUCGCUCAGAGGUGCUCUGGAAGGUAGAUUACAGGGGGGUGGUGCAUAGGCAUCGCUUCUGGUCCCUGAUACAUUUGAAGUUACAGGGGGAGCAACCCCAGGGCUAUGCCUGACAGCUGUUUGGGAGAAUGAGCACUUCUUUCACCUCUCACUGUGGAUGUAGGGAUGGGAAGGGCACUUUCUUUUGACUCUGGGAUUUUCCCUCCCAGUGGAGCCUUAUUAAAGCCAAGACUUAGAGCUAAGAUAGUCCUAUUGAUACAUACAGUGGAACUAAAAUUUUACCAGGAGUUUCUUCAAGAGCAGAGGAGCAUUAGUACUUUUGCCCACCCCAGGGCACCACAUAAUUGCUGUUCUGCAUGAAUCAAAUAAAGCUCAUGCACAGGACAAGAAACAUAGCUCUGGACCGCUCUUUCUCUAAAGGCAAGAGGCAGGACAUGGAGUAGACUGAAUGUUUUGCAGGCUGAUACCACCUAUUGAAGAGACUGCUACUGAACCACCAGUUCAACUUCACUUCUGCUGUUAGGAAGGGCAGGGGGUGAAGAAAUGGUUGUUGAGACCUCCUUUUAUCCCCCUAGAGAAAUGGCGGUUAGUAUACGGUACUUAGUCCUUAAACAGGUUAAAUCUCAAGAAAAAUGCUGACAGGGCUGGGCGGGGACCAAAGUACCUGAAUUCUUUCAGGAAGGCCUCCACCAUCUUAAAUUCAUUAUUCCAUUCCUGUCUUUCAGUUCUUCUGUAGUUACCCUACACUGCCAUUUUCAAACACCACUUGCCUUUCAUUCUGUAGCACCUGAAGAUCCACCCAGUCUCCUGAGAACUGUAUCCCAAUGCCACAGUGCACGAAGUUUUGUUUAUGACCAGGUCACAUUACAGCCCCAAUAUCCGUGAGCUACUAAAAGUCUGUUGUCAGACAAGCUGAGUUCCUCAAGCUUUCUUUGCAAUGGCGAAGGCCACUCCAGCCCCCACCUUGGAGGGCAGGGCAGUUCUUUCCCAAAAGCGAUCACCCUUCUUUCUCAGGCCAGCAGUGAAGCUGCCUGCCUUCAAACAAAACAAAACAAAAACCAGUGUAAGUCUGGAAGGACCAGCUUUUGGCUGCUUUGAUCACUGUGAAAGUGCCCACUGGCUCCUGUUUCUGUUAUGUAUCUACUAUUUAGCGAAGAUGGUUCUUGUGAUUUUUUUUUCUUAAUUUUUAUGUGUGUGAUAAAGUUUCGUUUUGUCAUAAGGAAAAUUUUAUGGCUAAAAAAGUAUGUGCAAAAGGGGUUUAAGAGGCAAAAUGCUGGUUUUCCCCAUUUUUCCAGUCUGCCUAGGGGAAACGGCCUCCCCUUAGCCAACUGGGAUGUCCAGGGUGGGAAACCACUCAUGGCUCUUCUGUUGACUGAACAGGCAUCCGAAGUUUUAAUUUCACCAACACUGAAAGGUAUAGCUGACACAGGAAUAAAAUCGUCUGCUGACCUCUGUCUACCAUUCUUGGUCCAAGUUAAAAGAGAACUCACUCUUUUAGGUGAGUCAUAUAGGGUCAUGUAACUCUUUCAGACUCGGGAGGUCUCAGCUCCUCCAUUUUAAGCCCAGUAUUACCCUACCUGGUCUCCUUUGAGUUUAUCCUUCAACAUCAUACUUUUUAAUAUGUGGUGACUAGAUCCAAACUAUUUCCCCAGAAAACUGUUACUUUUAUAAAGGUGUGGAAUAAAAAAGCAAUUAAAUAGUUGAUUUCCUUUCCUUGUGUUUUUCAAAUACUCCCUAAGACAAGAUGCUGGUUGAAGGUGAACCAAGAGGCACUGAUUUAUUCUAAUCAUGAGUCCCACUAAAACCACAUUGAUUAAAAGUAAAAAAAUUGCAGGUGCCUGAAAACCUGAGUUUUUCUUUCUAAAUAGAAGCUGGUUUAUUGACCUCUCCAUAAAAGGUAAACAAUGAAACAGAUUUGACUUUCACGUUUUUGUUUUCCGGCUUCCUCAGUGGUUACUCCUUUUAGGCAGUCACCUUCUCUGUUCAGAGUUCAGUCUCUGGCUCUCAGAGAAACAGGCACAGGAAGAAAGGAUCCAUCUCACAGUUCCUUAGGGUUGUAUUUCCCACUGCCGAAUUAAGGCAAAAAUCAGGCAAAAGAGACUGCAGUCUGUGGCUGGAGCGGCAUCCAUGUGUGGGCCUGCCAACUGAUCUGAUGUUCUGCCAAACCCCAUCUGCACCAGCUGCCAGAACUUCAAUGGACUUGCAGGUGGGAAGAUUCCUCUUUGAGACAUACCAGAAGUUAUUUACGAUUAAGUAUCUUGUGUGAUCAGACAGGUGAGAUUUCUCAUGCCCUUCCUCCAGCUCAUGCUCCAGUCCCAGCGGUACACACUAGAUGUUUCAUCACUGCCAAUGCAGGUAAUUAACUGUUUCAUAUUCGCUCUCAUCUGCAAGCAUGUCAAGUUCCUGAAGUUAAUAUCCAUGUUGCCUGAAACUGGAAUGUUCAGUUAAUAAAAAAAAUUAAGCUCCAGUUAAACAUAAUUGCUUAAUUCUCCUUGGAGAUGCAUGCACCUGUUGCUAAGUCCUCCUCUGAGCCUGCGUCAGUACUUUCUACAGGGAUCUUAGAGAACUUAAUUAGAGCCCUGACAUUCUACUCCAGAAAGGCAGUCCCAAUUAGACACAAUGCGAUUUUUUUCUCAAAAACUGUUAGGAUGAGGCUAGUAAGGAUUUUACUGCUCUAAGAAAAACUUGAAACUAUUUGAAGAUCUCCUAAUUCCCACCUACAUAUAGAUCCAAUUAUGUUAUUCUAAAUGAAGGAAAAAAAAAACACCCCAUAGUUUUAGCUCAUCUGGACUGGAGUCUGUCAAUGGCAUGAAUUUAAGAACCUCUAUAGUAUCCUAAAAAUUCUUAAUUCUAUCAAUUACCUAAUUCAAAGCUCUCACGUGUUUGGAAUAUCAUGUUCAUGUUCUAAGUAAAGUAGUGAGAAGAGACAUCAGGAGUACAGAAAAUGACCAAAGCUUUUAUUAAUGACUUACGGAAAUCCUAAGGAUCCAUAAAACUUGAAGCCAUUUUGCAAAUGCCUAACUGGGAGUUAGGUCUCAUCUGUGAAACUGCAGAAAGUGCAAAGAUCGUGUUCACUUAGUUUACAGCUGUAUGUACAUUUCUAGAUGCAGCAGAGACCCAAAAGGAAAGAAUCACCUGAAGAGUGAAAUUUCACUGAAUUCAACAGGGUGCAGUCAUAGGGCUGCCAAGGCAUUUUGGGAGGGAAGGGAGCAGAAGCAACAUUUUGGAGGUUUUUUUCUGAAAUGACAGCUUUGUAGAAUAGUAUUUUUAAAAUCUCCAAAACAAACACACAGCAAAUGUUUUUUGAUUUAUCCAGUCCAGUGGCCUAUUUGACACAAUCAUCACCUCUCACUGAGGCUUGCAAACUCUACCUGCUGCACACACAGUUCUUAUUGAAGUUUAUCCAAAUCCUCUUCUGGGUCGCUGAAACCUGUGUUCAUGUCAGCCGGGCUCAAGUGAGCGCUGACUCUGUGGCCUUCUCAAGUUCCCCAUUUCACACACUUGAAGUUACUUUCUAAUUAAUUUCAUGUGACUCACUAAUAGAGACAUGCCUUAGGCUGCCAAGCAUGGACUUUUUAGAAUUGGAAAAAGAACUAUUGAUGGUGGCUGCUGCCACCGUAUCAUCACUGAGCACUCCAUGGCUAUUAAAAUAUAAACAAGUGAAAAGGGUACAAGCUGAAAAGCAGCUAUACAUGCGUUCUCAUUUUACCAAUUCCUGUACAGAGGAAGACAGUUUCACAUAGACAAUGGUUGCAUUUGUGAUUAAUAUUUGAUAAAUUCUCUUAUCACAUUGCAUCUAAGAUCUUACAUAUGACCAAGAAAUCAUUGCCCAGUAACAGCAACUGCUACUGGAAUAACCAGACCCUAACCAUACCCUUGACUUGAUUUUUUCCAUAGUCAAGGUUGCUACAAAUCACCCACUAAUCAUUUGAAAUCCCAGCUCAGCAGAAUAAAGCAAGCUAUAUACAGAAUUCUCACCCUCCAUUCACACAGACGACCUGCCUUUAGGUAGUUCUUGCUGUACUGUUCACUUUGGCACUUUUUGCAAAUCAAACCCAUGUAGAAAAUGUUCUGUUUGUAGAACUCCUAGAAUUCACGGAGAGUGUUCCUGUCAGGACUGCCAAGUGAGAGCCCCUAAUAAGAAUCUGCUUUUGUUUGAACCUAAUGCAAAGAUAAUGAAAUGUUCACUUUUCUAUUUCUAAUCAGUUUCUUGACAUAUUAUCAAGACUUAUUCACUUUGCAUGAGAUUUCAGUUUCCUAUUUGAAAAUGUGCUUUUUAAACCACUUGAAUUAGAAAAACCUGCUUGAAUGUACUGUCAGUUAUUAAAGCACAUGUGACUAAGUUUGCAUUUGUCAGUAUUGUUCUACUGUUUGUACUGAGAGUCUCAUUUUAAAGUUGCCACUUAACACUGUACUAUACCUUGUAAUUUUUUAGAUUCUUCACUUGUAUGCUUUAAAUGUUUCCAGAUGCCUUUAGUUUUAGCUGCUGUAAAAUAGCUACUUUGUGUUAUUUGAUAUAGAAUUUAAAAAAAAAA